AAAAAUGUUGAGUGGAGAGCUGGAGCAACAACGUUGGAAGACGACAGUGAUCAGAAAUUUGGAAGCGGGAAAAGCUUUCCAACUGACCCGUCGCUGGCCGUGACCCUAAACCUACGUCUUGUUGCUCGUGAAAAUGAAAUACCUUUACCAUCAACAGGGAACGCAACCCCUCUCGCAAAUGCUACCCUCAUCCCUCCACCUGUCCAGAACUGA
Paramuricea clavata is the source of this 213-nucleotide messenger RNA. The record is from the annotation of a GenBank genome assembly. Lineage: Eukaryota; Metazoa; Cnidaria; Anthozoa; Malacalcyonacea; Plexauridae.